This is a messenger RNA of Oncorhynchus masou masou (cherry salmon), 3915 nucleotides long. RefSeq names its product HAUS augmin-like complex subunit 6. The coding region runs from base 331 to 2832 and encodes 833 amino acids. Gene Ontology annotation, cellular component: mitotic spindle microtubule; HAUS complex. Gene Ontology annotation, molecular function: microtubule binding. The transcript has 16 exons. The record is from RefSeq and is a predicted model, not a curated record. Gene Ontology annotation, biological process: spindle assembly. Lineage: Eukaryota; Metazoa; Chordata; Actinopteri; Salmoniformes; Salmonidae.
UAUGCAGAUCAGCAUCCGGCUAUUUCUUUUCUUCUUGAAAUAUUUGGCGGUUUGAAGAAGACAUUCAUCGAAGUUGGCAUGCGUAAUGUCGAGUACCUACAUUUGUAUGGUGUACAUGCUUUAUUUUUUUUUUACGGCAAUUGUAUUUGUUGGAAUUCGACGACGGUAACGUUAGUUACUAUCGCUAGCUAUGUUCGCUUUCUGCCCAACUAACGUUAACUAGCUAGACAAUUUAGUUAGCUACCGGUAAUUUAGUUGCAUCGUAUGUUUCAGUCUUCUGCUAGCUAGCAGAUCACUUUUAGAUCUCAAAACUGUCAGCUUGCUGGAAGAAUGUCGACUCUUCAGAGAACGAAUGGUAAAUAUCUGUGGUGGUCUCUUGUGGGUCUUGGAUUUCAACCCGAAGUCGCACUAUCAUCAGGAGCCAGCAAAGCCAAUGUUAAACACAUCAUUCUUGGACCCAAUAUGUUUGACAAACCAAACAAGGACGCAUUCUACAUAGUUACCAAUUUCCUGUUAGAAAAACUCAACCCCGCACGCUUCCACGAUGCAUACAGGCAUUGCUGGCCAGUGUUGGACCACAAAGCAGAUGCCGAAUUCCGUAAGGUGACCUGUGCUUGGCUGCGAGAUCUAAUGGAUGAGCAGGGGAGCACAGUUCCCAAAGUGGUGGCGUCACUAUUCCUCUCGCCUGGUGGACCCAAGUUCGUCAACCUUAUGCUCCAUCUAGCCAAUCAUGUCAUGUUGCAUGAGAUGAAGACAUUUUCAACAGAUGGCACAUGGGUCCCAGAGGCAGCGGCAGCCCCUGCCUCUUCUGUGGAAAUGGCGCUGAAGCGGUUUCAGCUGGUCAAGACCAGAUUCCUGAGAGGAGCUGUGGAACAGGACCUGAUGCUGCAGGAGUACCAGAGACAGGCCCAGUCUCGAGUGAAGUCUUUGAGAGAUUGGAGGGCUGAAGAUGCAAAGUAUGAUGAUUUGCAUAAGCGUCACAAGAAAGUUGAACAGGAGGGAACCCCUCAAGCUGACAAGAUUCAGAAGGUGCGCUCCUUGUGGUCGUCCAUGGACGGAGUGCUGUCCACCCUGGAGGAGGAGCGGCGGGUGGUGGAGAGUGUCAUCAGGGGAGAUGUGGACCAGUACACCCUGGACGGGACGGACCUUGCCCUCAAAAUCCCCCGGCUUCUGCUAGAGCGGAUAGAGCAGUUAUGCCACCUGUCGAGUGUGGGCAGUGUUUACGAGGCAGGCCAGCUGAACAUCCUCCGUAUGCUGGAGCUGCUCCACCAGGCUCUGGUCCUCCUAGAGGAGGAAAGGACCCGGGUGGCAGGACACACCCCCAUUGCCCAGCUCCACCCCUUGCACCUGCAGGAGAGGAACCUACAGAUGGCCCGCGCCAUGGAGGAUCUCCGAGUCAUGAGGAAGAGGAUUUCAAAGGAAGAAAUUCCCGAGGUGAAGAGCCUCAUCAGAAAGUUGGAGGCGGAGUGGGACCGGAAGUGGGCGGACUGUUUGAAACGCACGCCGCUGACCUCGUUCCUCAACGAGGAUCCUGCCCUGGACUUUCUGUUCCCCAUGGCUCCUCUGUCCUUUGAGCCAGCCACCGACGCCAGCUUCAAAUCCAGCAUCUUCUCUCAGUAUCCGGCCAAUCUACCCGAAUUUCCUGAGGAGAAGCCUGUGGCGACUGACUCUGUUCCAAUGGAGACCGUUACCACAAUGGAUUAUACCCUCAAAAGCUUCUACCCUCCAGCUGUUGAGAUGAUUGCAUCUCUUCCUCGUGUGGCCAUUUUCCCACUGACUCCCCUCCCUGCACUUUGUGAAUCUCCUCUGGAUGUCCCUGCCGAAGCUCCCUCACCAAGCCACCUGCCGGCCAGUGUAAGGAAGACUCCUUGUGUGUCUGCAGUGAAGAAAAAGGCUCAGAUCCUUGACUCUGAGUUGGACAACUUAGCAAAUCGGUUUGCGGAGGCUGUGACCCCCAGCCCUGGCAACAUAAGUUUACGAGGACUUGAGCUGGGAGACAUACUCGAUACUCUUGGCGAAGACCCUUUCUCCACCAGGAAGCAGAUUCCACGCACCCCAGAGAGUUUGAUUUUGGAUGUGAAGAGUUCCUGGCGAAGGGCGGUGGAGGAAGGGGAGGCUCAGAAGGCCUGCCUGUCUGCUACAUUUGACUGCGACGACAUCCGUGGGUGCCUCAUGCCCCUCAGCGAGGUACAUGAGGCCUCCCUUGGCCACGACUUUUCCUCCCUGAGCACAAGCCUGGAUCCCACCAAUGGGUGCAGUACUGCAGCCCCCCAGCAGGCUUCCCUCAUGUCCACCCUGUCCUGGGACUCCUCCAACAUGGAGGCCCUCAAUAGCCUGAGCAACAACAACGUGGUCCAGUUCAGCAUCAACCAAGAGGUGUUCCCCGAGCAGUACAGUAUAGAUCAGGAGACACUUCCCGAGCUGCCGGGCAACGACAGCAGCCUCCUGACCUCCAUUAACUCCAGGGACAUAUCCAACACCGAGGAGGAAGAGCUGCUCCUCCCCCACAUCCCCUAUCUCCCCACAGAGACUGAGCCAGCCCUGCUGGAUGCACGCAGGCGUUUGGACAAGAUCCAGCAGGCUUUUGGAGAGGCCUCUUUCAUGGACCACCGCCAGGGGGCGCCAGAGCCCUCUCUCUCACAGCAUGACAAGAGGAGCCUGGACGCCAGAGACUGGCUGAUGGCAGCAACACUGGAGACCUCAGCCACAGUGGAAGUGACGGACAAGGUCUUUUCCCUGGAUCUGGACACUCUAGAGAGCCCCUCACCGCCAAGAACAGGGCAGUAUAACCUCCCGCAACUGUUCACAUUCUCCCCCAUAGACGACCUGUAGUGUCUCCACAUUAUAUAUUUUCUGAGCAGUCUUCUAGUUUCUUACUUUUUCACAAUUAAGGCUAACUAAUUUCAAUGCACAUGCAAUUAAAAUAUUUGUACAUAUGUGUGCCAAUCUAACAUGGUCUGAAACUAACAUGGAAACAAGUUUUAAAUAUUUUUUUAUGUCUAAGAUGACAUAUGAUGGGUGAGAAUAAACAAACAUGAAUUGUAUAUUGUUAAAUGAAUUAAAUUGUUACCAAUCUUUUUUGGGAUUCAGUUCCUGGGCUUGUAAAGGCCUUGUUUACACUUGCAUGGAGUUAUUGGGGGUUCAAUCAUCUAAACUACCCUGAAGCAAUAAUUUAAAAUAUUUUACUGAGUUACAGUUCUUAAUGCAUUUUUUUUUUUUUCAAUUGACUGAUUUCCUUAAGCCCUAAUCUAUGGAUUUCACAUAACUGGGAUACAGACAUGCAUCAGUUGGUCAGAUAACAUAGUAAUAGGGAUGUGCAUCAGAACCAAUUAGUGUCUGGUGUGACCACCAUUUUCCUCAUGCAGCACGACACAUCUCCUUCACAGAGUUGAUAAGGCUGUUGAAUGUGGCCUGUGGAAUGUUGUCCCACUCGUCUUCAAUGGCUGUGUGAAGUUGCUGGAUAUUGGAGUGAACUGGAACAUGCUGUCAUAUGUCUGAGUAUGCAGGCGAUGGAAGAACUGGGACAAUUUCAGCUUAGAGGAAUUGUGUACAGAUCCUUGCGACAUGGAGCUGUGCAUUAUCAUGCUGAAACAUGAGGUGAUGGCGGCGGAUGAAUGGCACGACAAUGGGCUUCAGGAUCUUGUCAAGAUAUUUCUGGAUUCAAAUUCCCAUCGAUAAAAUGCAAUUGUGUUGUCUGUAGUUUACACCUGCCCAUCUUGGGGCACUGUUCACAAAGUUGACAUCAGCAAACUGCUCCCCCACGUCAUACACGCUGUCUGCCUGGUACCAGGAAACCAGGAUUAGUCAUUGAAGAGCACACAACUUCAGUAUGCCAGUGAGCAUAGUGUUGUUAAAGUACAACGUAAGUUGUUUUUUGGGUGAUAUCUACUUCAGAAUUUUAUUUUGGACUACUUU